This is a messenger RNA of Anoplophora glabripennis (Asian longhorned beetle), 2799 nucleotides long. It is a transcript of the gene eco, whose product is annotated as N-acetyltransferase ESCO2. NCBI's taxonomy places the organism in Eukaryota, Metazoa, Arthropoda, Insecta, Coleoptera, Cerambycidae. Gene Ontology annotation, molecular function: protein-lysine-acetyltransferase activity. Gene Ontology annotation, biological process: mitotic sister chromatid cohesion. The record is from RefSeq and is a predicted model, not a curated record. Bases 188 to 2509 code for a protein of 773 amino acids. Gene Ontology annotation, cellular component: nucleus; chromatin. The transcript has 4 exons.
ACAGAAACAGAACACAGCUGUAGUGGGUGCAUGGUGUACGAAGCAAAAGCAGUUAUAAAAUAUCUCACUAAUUCUGACUUUUUGUACGCCUUUUAUUUGUGAGGUAAUAAUGGUUAUAAAUAAAACGUAAAAGAUAUAGUUAUUUCAACAAAUGAUAGGCAUAUUAGUGUUGAGAGAGUUCUAGUAAAUGAUGGAUUCAAGGAAAGGGCAAAUCAGUACGCAUUACGAACAUACAUCACAUGUUUUAGAGAGGAGAAGAUCUCUUUUUCCGUCAGAUAUAGAUUCAGAGGAAGACUCUGACUUGGGGCAUAUUAGCCCCCUUCAUUUUGAUUCUGACUUGGAAGAUAUUAAUUAUCUUCAACAAGAAGAUAACGGGUUGCUAUUAUCUAGAACAGAUACUAUAGAGGACUACGAUAUAUUAGGAGUAGUAGAACAUAUCCAAGGUUCUAUUUGCACUCCUAUAAAUGCAAAAUAUGCUUGUUCGGAAACAAUGUCUCCCUUAUAUAUAAGUCCUUGUAUGAAAUUCAGUGAAAAUACGGUUGUAAAUGAAACUCCUUCUAAAAUAUCCCCUAUUUAUAAACUUAAGACCCCUCACGAUACCUGUAAUACAAAUUCAAAACUUCCUAAAUUAGUCCGUAAAUCUCUUUUAGAUUCAUCAGAAAAUUCAUUAAGUAAACGACAGUUGUCCCCCCUUAAUUAUCCAGAAGAAAUCAAGAACAAGACUAAACAUUUAAAAGUAGAUCCCAAAAAUUCAAAAGUUCGCACUACCUUAUUUCCUGAAGUAGAUAUUUCACUCCCCACUAAAAGUUUUUACCCUAAAACUGAGAGUAUAAUGGAUAAAGUACAAUCGAAAAAUAAUAUAUUUAAUAAGUCUCCAGUUUUAAACAAUUCAACAAGGAAAAUUAGAACACGCAAAAGAAUUGGGCAAAUAAAUGCUGGAGUACAUCAUAAAAUUAGAAAACCCAAACAGAAAUCUUUGAAUAGGGUGUCUCUAGUUAAGGCAGCUAUAAAUGCAGUUAAUAACUCUGCUAUAAAUGAGUAUAUAAAAGAUUUGAAACAACUUAAUAUGCCUCAAAAUGAACAUAUUCCGUUAAUCGAAAAUAAAGAAAACAAAGAUCCAAGUCCAGCAUCUAAAGUUGUUGAUCAGAAAUUUUCAGCUCCUAAAUUAAUUGAAACUAAAACGUUUGCUGAUGCAUCGAAACUGGAAACAUGUAACACUAAAAAACGUCCUCUAAGCCCUAUUUCAGAACCAGAUCCUAAAAAGAAAUUUUUUAAGCUUUCAAGAGCAAAAGGUGUAGUUACAGUGAAUAAGAAUAUUAAAGUUCAAGUAGAUCAUGGCAAGAUGACUCUAAUUGAAAAAGGAAAGAAGAAGAAAUCUCAAAAAAUUGAUUAUGAUUCGUCAGACCUUACUGUAGACGAACCUCUCCUGCCUAAUAUAGACAGCAUCUUGUCUUCAUUGGAAAAUGAUAGCUGUGACAUGAAAGAAAACAGUUCGAAAUUAAUACUUCAAGCACACUGUUCUGUAUCUGCUUCAGAAAACUCUAUUUUGCUACACCCCCAGCCAGCGCAAUGUACUGCAAAUCUUAUUUUAUCACCUAUAUCCCAGAUGUGUGAUGUAACUUCGGGACUAGCACUAAACAGCCCAAAAAAAGUAAAAAAUCUUACUUCGAUCUUGAACGAAAUGCCCUCUGGAACACCUGGUAAUGUAGAUGAUGCAAAUAUUUUCGAUAAACAAAAUUCAUCUAAUGUUGUGAAACAAAAAUUGUUUCCUAUAUUCUGUAGUAGAAAUAUCGCUAUUCCUGAGAAAAAGGAGAGUAAAACAUUCACUCGUACAGCAAAAAGGUUCAAGAACUUGGAAGAAAGCCAGAUGCUUAUUGAUGCUGGUCAAAAGAAAUUUGGUGUAACCCAGUGUCUAGAAUGCAAUAUAGUUUAUCAUAUUGGUGAUCCCAGUGAUGAAAAUAUGCAUUUAAAUUACCAUAAUGCAGGACAUGUGCUGAAAUUUUCUGGCUGGAAAAAUGAAAAAGUAGUUGCUGAUUUUCAUAACAAUGGCCGAAUUAUACAAAUAGUUCCAGGUGACUCAAAAAUUUGGUGGAAGAAAGUUAAAGAUUUAAUGGAUGUAAUAAACCGCGAACUAGGAUGUUUUGAAUUGGAGUUCAGUCUUGAUCAUUGCCAGAUAUUUCUAUACAUUAAAAGUCGCAGUAUAAUUGGCUGUGUUGUAACAGUUCCAAAGACAGAAGGACACAGAAUGUUAACUUCAAAACAAAAUGAGGCGGAUAUGUGUUCUGAAGAAAAUUAUCCAAUAAAAUGUGGUAUUUCACGUAUAUGGGUGUCCCAUAAUUACCGAAAACAAGGGAUUGGUUCAGCUUUAAUGAAUUGUGUUAAGAAAAAUUUUAUGUUCGGUUACAUUCUUGAUAACAAUGAUAUAGCUUUUAGCCCUCCUACCGAACAAGGGAAAAAUUUUGCCAAAAGCUAUUUUAAAACGCCAAAUUAUUUAAUAUAUUACGUGUAAUUGUUAGGAUAUAUAUUUAAAGAAAGUGCCUUAUUGUCAGUAUUAUGACACUGUUUUUACUCGUAGUACAACUUAUGCCAUAACUGUAUAUUUAUUCUUUAAUAAUUUAAUAUAUUUUUUGUAUUUUUUUUUGGGGAGGAUUUUAUAUUAACACUAGUGAAGGAGUGGAAUCUCCAAGUUAUUAUUUUGCCAUAUUCAACAUUUAUCUAUCUAUUAUAUAUGAUAUUGAUAUAUGAUCUGUGUGUUACAACUAUUUAUUUUUGUAGGAAGAGAGUAUUUUUAUAUUGUAA